Messenger RNA from Rotaria sp. Silwood1, 885 nucleotides. The record is from the annotation of a GenBank genome assembly. Lineage: Eukaryota; Metazoa; Rotifera; Eurotatoria; Philodinida; Philodinidae.
AUGAUAUAUAACGCAUUGGAAUAUCAUACACCACCACGAAUGAUAUAUGAAAAUGAUGUUAUUCGAUAUGCAAAUGCUACAUCCGUUCGACGUCGUAUUCCUCGAGUGAUUCAUCAGAUAUAUCGUACACAUGAUGUUCCUUCUAUUUGGAAUGCAACAGUUCAGUCGGUUAUGGAAAAAAAUAUCGGUGAGUUUAAAUAUCGUCGAUGGUCUGACGCUGAAAUGAAUGCUUUUGUCAAAAAACAUGAGCCUCAAUUUUAUCAAAAGACAUAUAUAACCUAUCCAUAUGAUAUACAGCGUGCCGACGCAUUUCGGUAUGUUCUUCUAUUCCACUUUGGUGGCAUCUAUAUUGACAUGGAUAAUAGUUGCAAUCGUCCUUUUCGUGACUUACUAGUUACUCUAGAAUCACUUGAACCAAAUGCAACUUAUUUGGCUGCUUUCCCUCAACAUCCAACCUUCGGAGUUGAAAAUGAUUUUUUGAUCAGUAGUGCUGGUCAUCCUUUAUAUAGACAAUUUAUUUCUCGACUACAUCUCUUCAAUCACAAUUAUAUUUUCCAUUUUUGGACUAUACUACUUAGUGCUGGUCCUUUAUAUAUCUCUAUUCAAGAACGACUAUUCACACCAUCGGAGCAGGCAGUUGUGCGUCUAUUGGAUUUAACUGUGUUUCGACCUAUGUUUACUGGAAAAGAAAAUGGAUACACAUGGAUUCAUCGAGAUGCUCAUUUUCUGAUCUAUAUCGCUCACAGAACUGAUAUUAUUCUAUGGUAUUGCAAAAUGUUUAUUAUUGUUAUUGUUCUUUUUAUUUUAAGUAAACAGUGUAAACAAAAACAAAAAAUGAUCUUCAGUUAUAUCUAUUCUCAUAUAAGAUUAAAUAAUGAGAAAUAA